This is a messenger RNA of Schizophyllum commune H4-8, 608 nucleotides long. RefSeq lists its product as uncharacterized. The coding region runs from base 46 to 504 and encodes 152 amino acids. The transcript has 6 exons. NCBI's taxonomy places the organism in Eukaryota, Fungi, Basidiomycota, Agaricomycetes, Agaricales, Schizophyllaceae. The record is from RefSeq and is a predicted model, not a curated record.
GUUCGACGCCCAUCGUCUGCUUUCUUCCCACUUACAGCCGCUAACAUGGCAUCCAAGGACCAAGUCAACUUCAACGAGCCACACGCGCCAGCUGAGAACGCCCUCGAGGCCUUUGGCGCCGUCGAAGAUAAGAUCAAGGCGGCGAUUAUUGAGUUGCGUCACCACUGGGACAAGCACGAGCCGCGUAUGUGGUCUCGCGCGAAGGGCGUGUCAGAUAGCGACUUGGUCAACUUCAAUCUCAAGGAUGACCUCGUUUUGGUCAGUAGCGGCCCGACAACAUACGGAACCAUCAUCCUAGGGAAGAUUCGUCUCCCUGCUAUCAAGGACGACCUAGGAGAAGGCUUUGUUCACGUUCGUAUUCACGACCCUCCUAAUCGGGGUACCGAAGACAUUAUAUUCCAUUCCCUAUGGACGGACGAAGUUCGUCCGGAUCCCGAGGCCCCGCCCACGGAAUACCACGCGAUUCAGACGGCCGACAAGCCUCUGGAGUUCUUCAACGAGUGAUCAACACAUGUAUAAUAGUGCCGCUGACAAGGCCGCUUCGAGAUCGGAAUGUACAACACUACUAUUGAUGAUAGACUAUGCCCUCAUACUGCACAUCUUCUGCC